AUGAAGUUCUCCACUGUCUUUGCUGCCGCCAUGGCUCUGAUGAUGCCCGCCGCCGUCUCUGGUCAGGCCAUCGGAGACUCGGUCACCACCAGCGUCCUGGUCGUCGAGUACGUUCCAGCCGUCUCGACGUCGACUGUGUACCAGACCACUCAGUUCACCGUCUGGAGCUGCCCACCUGAUGUCACCAAUUGUCCACUCCGUUCUGCAACAUCUCUCGCCAUGGUCACUGCCAUCGUCGGCAUGUCGACCACCAUCUGCCCGGUCACUUUUGUCAGCACCCGUGUCAGUUCGUACACUACACCCGCUUCGACCAGCUUCGCAUCCUCGCCUGGUGCCACUGUCAGCUCGGCCUCUGUCAUCUCGACUACCUACUCGACUGGCAGCUCUACCAUCACCAUCGGCUCGUCCACCACCAGCUGGAGCUUCUGGUCAACCAUCAGCUACAGUGCCACUUCGACUCCAUCCGUCGUCACCAGCCAAGCCACUCUCUACUCUGGCGGCCCUUCUCUCCCAACUGGUGUGACCGUCAGCUCGACCUCAUCUGGCAUCUCGGCUGCUGCUGCCUCAUCAUCGGGCUCUGCUGGCACCGGCCUGGCAUCGGCCUCUACAUCAUCAGGCUCUGGUCUGGCAUCGGUCUCUGGCUCUGGCGUCUCAUCGGCAUCGUCCAUCUCGUCGGCCUCAGCAUCCGUCUUUAACCCAGCAGGAGCAUUGUCAUCGUCGGCAGCCAGCAACGCAGCUUCUGCCAGCGCCAUCGUCUCCACCAGCGUUGCUGCCAACGGAAGCUCUUACACCAUCUCGUACUCGCCACUAGGCACCGGCAGCCUCACCUCUGUCAUCAGCGGUCCAGGAUCCACCAACAACAUCUCUGUUCCAUCGGGUCCAACUGGCUCAGGCCCAUUGCCCACCUACACUGGAAUGGCAGGUCGUGAGACUGUCAUGACUGCCUUGUCUGCUCUUGCCUUCGGCAUGGCCGCAGCUCUGGUCCUGGCUUGA
Molecule: messenger RNA, 993 nt
Organism: Aureobasidium melanogenum CBS 110374
Lineage: Eukaryota; Fungi; Ascomycota; Dothideomycetes; Dothideales; Saccotheciaceae
Exons: 1
Coding region: 1-993 (330 amino acids)
Source: RefSeq, a predicted model, not a curated record